This is a messenger RNA of Tuber melanosporum (Perigord truffle), 1597 nucleotides long. RefSeq lists its product as uncharacterized. The transcript has a single exon. The coding region runs from base 1 to 654 and encodes 217 amino acids. Gene Ontology annotation, molecular function: protein binding. Lineage: Eukaryota; Fungi; Ascomycota; Pezizomycetes; Pezizales; Tuberaceae. The record is from RefSeq and is a predicted model, not a curated record.
AUGCCCACAAAAGGCCCUCCACGAGCUCCAAAACCACUCUCCAAAACCACCAUUACCUCCUCCUCCUCCUCAAAACUCUCUAAAACCCCCUCCAACUGGCCCCCCGAAAUAAUCUAUCUAACCCGUCCCCGCCUCAGCAGAUCCCUCCCAGCCGAAGCCCUCACUCACCUCUCCCUGUCCCCCACUAGUCCCCCGUCCAUCCCCUCCACCCUGGUCAGAAUCCGCAAAAUCACUGACCUAGCACAUCCAGCAUUCGGCCAACUCGGACUCUUCGCCGCGAAAACCCUCCCCGCACGCUCAUUCAUCUUGGACUACCUAGGCUACGUGCAUGACGACAACGACCUAGAUGAGUCGUCGGAUUACGACCUCUGUCUGGACAAGGAACUACAUGUUGGCGUGGACGCGCGCAGCAUGGGAAACGAGGGAAGGAUGGUUAACGACUAUAGGGGGGUUCCAGGGCUUGUGAGGGCUAAUGUUGUUUUCGAGACCAGAAGGAUCGGCGGUGACAAUGAGGGGGAGGUUAGGAUGGGGUUGUGGGUUGGGAGUAGAGAUGUGAAGAAGGGGGUUGAGCUGUGUGUUAGUUAUGGGAAGGGGUUCUGGAAGGAACGGGUAGGGGAAGUGGAGGAUUUAAGCUUAAAUUACUCGAAAAGAUGAGAAGUUAUCAUACGAAACGAGUAGUAUGAUACCGAUUGUGCUAACGGAGUUGAGUAUCAAGUCAGGCUAUGGUAGGGCGGGAUGGUAAUCAUCACGUAUAAUAUUAUGAUACAAAGGUCUUGUUAGGCUCACACCCCAUUUCAUCGAAACAAGACACAAGGGUAUACAGUAAUAACCAUAAAAACAAAAUGGAAAAGCUUGAUUGAACCUCACCACCAGGAUAAACAUAUUUCCGAAAGGGAAAGGUUUACCCAGUACAAUACCGGUUACCCGGCACUUCCCCAUCCCCUCCUUCACUUCCGUUUGUCCGUCCAUCCACCCGCCCCCUUGCUUCCCCAUAACUUAAGCCAAAAGCACCAAAAUCCAACCCAUCCCAUCCAUCAAAGUCACGAAAAGCGCCCCGCCCCAAAAAACCAAUACCCACAAUCAAACAACCAAACGCCAAAAAAAAAAUGGCAACCUUCGCCACAGGUCUCUGGAACUCCAUCUUCACACCGGGCACCAACUCCUCUCUUGUGCUAGCAACGCACGCCUCCUUCUUCGCGCUGCAGGUAACCUUCCUCGCGCUCCUGGCCGGCACGCACAGCUACCACUUCAUCAUCUUGAGCUUCAUCUGCGCCGGUCUGUGGAUGGGGAUAACGUGGUUCAUCCGGGAGAUUGAUAUUUUGAAGAAGGAGCAGGAAGAGGUUAAGGAGAGGCUUGGCGUGGAUAUGCGGCGGAAGGUGAAGGGGGGGGAGUAAUGUUUUUGUGUUGUUGGGGAUGGUGUUUGCUUGUUUGUUUGUUGGUGUGGUGGCAAUAGAUUUGUUAUCGGGGGUGCGUGUAAUGGGGCAUAAUGUUGGGUGGAUUGAUUGUUAAAGCGUGGGAAUCUACAGUAGACUACAUUUCUUCUGGUCCGCAGGUGAAUGCCGGUGGUUUGUGUUGCGAGAUAAUUUUCGUUAUUAAA